GAGAGCACUUCCACGUGUCUGUUGCGACACCGCGUGGCCGCUGACCAACCACUAGCUAAGGUGGUUGUUGACAUGCCAAAGUCAUUUUGAACAGGCGCUUCGGGGUCAGCCACCUGCAGGGGUCCUUCCAUCCUCAACACCGGAUCUGCAAGUGAACAGGGUCAGAGGUCAGGAUGGGUCGCUCCUCCAAAGACAAGCGGGACAUUUACUACCGUCUGGCCAAAGAGGAGGGCUGGAGAGCGAGGAGCGCCUUCAAGCUGCUGCAGCUCGACCACGAGUUCAACCUGUUCACAGGUGAGACCAGCAGGACGCCUACAUUACACCCUCCUGGAGAGGGUAGAAACUACACAGGUAUGGUGGUACACGGCUGUUAUGACACUCUGGUAUUGGAUCAGUACUCGGUGUCGACAGCUCAGGAGAUCAUCCGUCACUUUGAGGGUCAGCCGGCCGACCUGGUGGUGUGUGACGGCGCUCCGGACGUGACCGGGCUCCAUGACGUGGACGAGUACAUCCAGGCUCAGCUCCUAUUGGCCGCUCUGAACAUCACGACUCACGUCCUGAAACCCGGGGGGGCGUUAGUGGCCAAGAUCUUCAGAGGUAAAGACGUGACUCUGCUGUACUCCCAGCUGAAGAUCUUCUUCGGUGGUGUGACCUGCGCCAAGCCUCGCAGCAGCAGGAACUCUAGCAUUGAGGCCUUCGUGGUGUGUCAGAACUACUCUCCUCCUGAAGGUUACGUCCCCAACAUGUCCAACCCUCUGCUGGAUCAUUCCUACGAUGUGGACUUUAACCAGUUAGAGGGUCCGAACCGCAUCAUCGUUCCCUUCCUGGCGUGCGGGGACCUCAGCGCCUUCGACUCAGACAGGACCUACCCCCUACAGCUGGAUGCCGGUAAACAGUACCAGUACACGCCCCCCACCCAGCCGCCCAUACGCCCCCCCUACCAGCAGGCCUGCCACCUCCGCAAAAACAACCUGCUGUCCAAAGAGGACACUCUGUCCACCCGUCCCAACCAGAGCCAAGACGAGACGGAUCCACCGGCCGAGUCCACCUGAUCCGCCCGACAGCUGCGGAUUGGUGGGAAAAGGAACCGAGUUAUUAUUAAAAAUGACAAUUUUGGCAUUUUGGAAAACCUCAAUUCUUUUCCAUCUGAUUAGAAGAUGGAGACCAGUUUCAUUUAUGACCAGGGCUAGGUCCAAAGCAUGUUUAGCCGAGCUAGCUUAGCACAAAGACCGGAGGCAGGACGAAACUACAUGUAGACGUAGAAUAGAAGUUUCCUCCCGCCUCCGGUCUUCGUGCUAAGCUAGGCUAAACAUGCUCGUACCGGAUGGUUUUCCAAGCAGAAGGAUACGUUUUUACUGUUUAGUCUGAUUUUAUGUGAGUCUUUCGUGACAGAUCCUCCAUUGGGGAAUUGUAAACCUUUUUUAAAAAAAUAAAGUAAUUCUUCGGAGGUUAAC
Molecule: messenger RNA, 1454 nt
Organism: Etheostoma cragini (Arkansas darter)
Lineage: Eukaryota; Metazoa; Chordata; Actinopteri; Perciformes; Percidae
Gene: ftsj1
Product: FtsJ RNA 2'-O-methyltransferase 1
Exons: 10
Coding region: 174-1052 (292 amino acids)
Biological process (GO): cytoplasmic translation; tRNA methylation
Cellular component (GO): cytoplasm
Molecular function (GO): tRNA methyltransferase activity
Source: RefSeq, a predicted model, not a curated record